Messenger RNA from Liolophura sinensis, 5913 nucleotides. RefSeq lists its product as uncharacterized. NCBI's taxonomy places the organism in Eukaryota, Metazoa, Mollusca, Polyplacophora, Chitonida, Chitonidae. Gene Ontology annotation, molecular function: protein binding. The transcript is spliced from 6 exons. Bases 217 to 1884 code for a protein of 555 amino acids. The record is from RefSeq and is a predicted model, not a curated record.
CUAUACACUUGGGACUUUUUUAAAUGGAAGCAUCGUCCUGUUAUUCUCAGUUGUACCGGUGAAGUGCUUACGUUUUCGGUUAAAUACAGGUUCUCAUCGCGUUUGUUGGUUGUGACUUACGCCUACACAGAUGCGUUGGAGUUAUCUUUCCAGAUGGUUAUAAGGUGACUAACACAUCUGAGACGCUUUGAUGAUAUCGGGAAUUAGUAACGAGAAAUGGACAUGGCGGCGGCAAAAGGAAGUGUGAUCAACAAGACACGUGUUUCUGGGAAAAAUGAUAAUUUCAAGGGGCCUUUAGCUGCAACUUGGCCGACCUGGAAGUCGUCUAAGCCGGGGAAAGUGCCAUCCACGGGGAAAUGGUUAAAUGACUAUGAUGUUUCUUUGGACCGCGGACACUCUCUGGAAGUGCUACAUUUAAAGAAAUCUAACACGGCGGCCAUGAGUUCCACAGCGCAGAACCGGCAAGAGGACAUUCCACUUGAUCUACAUGAUCAUGACGAUGACGAAGAUGAAGAUGAAACCGAAAUGACAACUGAAGAGAAACGGGCUAUGUUCAAUGCGGUUGGUGUAGGUGAUAUUGAUUUGCUGGAGGAUUUACUGGAUCAACCAAACGCGGACAUAAACGUAGAGUGGUUUGGAGAAAACCUUCUGAUGGCUGCUAUAAGGUCUGGACAGUGCGAGAUGGCGGAUUUUCUAAUCGACAACGGGGUGAACUUUAACCACCAGAAGAAAGUCAUAGAACUCGAAGAAGAUACAGACCACAAAGCUUCCGUUUACCACGUGUCAUGCAGACAAAUGGCCUACGACAAAGGACUUUCUAAUAUCGUCGAGCUGAUUGAUGUAAAAAACGGCGAGCUUUUCCCUUUUGUGAAACCACGUGAGCGGCAGAUGCGUUUGAGGCGACCCGUAAAAGUAACGGCGAGUGAAAAUGACUGCCAAGGUGGUUCGCCCGAGCCAAAAGACGGUGGUUCAGCCGUGACGUCACGGCGGGAAGCUGAAAAGAACACGAAAGUUAACCUUCGAAGGGAAUCGUCAGACAACGACAGCCUCAGAGACAAUGACACUGAUUCUGGUCAUCACAGUGACAUUAGUCGCAGGGAAGACAUCGCUGACAGUCCUGACACGAGUUUUGAGCAGACCAAGGACGAGUUCCGUCAAGGGAAGGCGAUUCCCCAUGAUGAAGGAUACUGUUCUAUUUCUCCAUUAAGCUCUCGAAGGGGGACACCUACGGACAGCAUGACUAAUGUGAACAAAGCACUCAUGAUUAAAUCGACUAAAUCAGCUCUUGGUAUUAAAAGAGAGACGACAAAAAUCUCCGAAUCCAAACUUCGAGAUGGGCCUUCUGUGAGAAAAGAGGUGAAUGCAGCUGGAAGCUACUCGAGGGAACGGAGACUCUGGACUCCCAAGAGUAAGAAAGGUACACCUGACCUACUUGAACUGUCCAGCGACGAGAACCCGCCUGCUUUGGUUCGAACCCAGUCCCCGUGGCAAGACGACAGACCAGCCAACAGCCGACGACACCGACGUCUCCCUAUUCCACCAACCUGCAAUGCUCAACCGCACAAGCCGCGUAUUAUGUCUCCCCCGUCACAGUCUGGCAACAAGGUAUCCAAAAUACUGACUCAAACUAAAAUCGUCACGUUGCCUAACAAACUGUCCUUCCCUUCGUUGCGGACCCCUAUACAAGCAACGCGGAUUGAUGUACCGGGUGAAACUCUUCUCGAGUCGUCUUCCAGAUCGCCGGUGAGAACGCAGCUGAGGUAUGGACAAGGUGUGUCAGCAGGUGUUUCAGCAGUAGAUUCACACCAAAGCAGGAAGUACGAUGAACAUUUUGUCAUCAAUACGGAAUUGGUGAAGAGGAAAAAAUCGGGCUACCGAUCAUGACCUUUGGUAUAGUGCACAGCUUUCGGUGACCUCAGUUUAUCUAUGCACGUGUGACAAAAGCAACGUAUUGCUGUGGAUAUUAUCCAAUAGGCUAUUUUGUAUGUACAACCUGCUAGUAUUGGGAACAUAUAGCUGGUCUUCUUCUCGAAUUUACAAAUACAAAAUGUCAUCAUUUACGAAUGUUUACAUGGAACAACGAACUAUAGGCUUUUAUAAGAUCAUCGUGGAAGGUUAUGAUCUUGUUAACCAGUCAACUGUGUCUUAAGGCAGUUUUCUAUAUCAUUGUAAGAAAACGUGCUUGAGGUCUGUUGAAAUUUAUAGAGCCCUGGACACAAAUCAUCUAGACCUACACUGUACUGGAUACCCUUUGGCAUCAACAACCAUGUGUAUGGCUUGCAAACUGACGGAAAAAAAAUGCCUUUCAUAGAUUUCACAUAAAAACAUGUACAUUGAUAGGCCUAUAUAUAUUUUAAUUGCAUUUGGACAUGAUGUUUCAUUGGAAAAAUGAUCAACCAAGCCAACUUUAUCUGUCAUUUAUAAAUACGAUACGAUCUAGUCCGUGUUAGUUUGAAGGCCAGUACUUUUUCUUUGUUAUCAGUCCAAUGAUCCUUGUAGGCACUUAAAGCGCCCGAUGGCUUGAAGCAUUGUCUUUAUCACAGAAUGCUGUAUUGGCGGUUAUUUCCUAUUUGCUGUUAGUAGAUUAAUUAUAAUGGAGAUUGUCUUCCCCUUCUGGUGUGUUUUUGAUGAGUACAGCUGUGCUUUCAUGACGCCACAACUUAGAAUAUCAGAAUGCAUAUCUUGUGCAAGAUGCUAGUAGCUAGUAUAUGCUUUUGAGAAUGUUCUGUGCGUCAUAGCAGAUGCCACCCAUGGAAAAUGCAUACAUAAUAUAUGCAUACAUAAUAUAGACAUGGGAGUGUAAUUAUUGUAGUGCGUUAUAGAAUAUCAGUAUGCGCUACAUGCAUGCACGACUGCAGCGCACGGAUUUCAUCUAGCAGAGCUGAGUUUGACUGUCGAUACAUUACAUAUUACCAGUAAUACUUUUUCCUGUACAUUUACACCGAAUACCAUUCUACAUCUGGGAGUAUUACGCUGUAUUACACACCGUUGACUGUAUGAAAUAUUUGAUACCUUGCUGCUGUCGAUGAUACAUCACGAGGCAGCAAACGUUACUAGAAAAUGCAAACAAUGUAUAUAAAUAGUUUUAUGUUACAGCUCUGAAUGUAAACCAUCCAGAGCGGUGAAUUUGGAACUGUUUCUUUUCAAAGUAUGGAACAGUUUGUUUCACUACUUUGAGUCAUACCCGUAUGAUAUGUUAUUUAAGUCCAAAAACUUUGAUCAUUGAGGUUUGCUCAGUUCCAUGCUACUGUUUGCAUUAUUUGCAGUAUUCAAUUUUCGGGUGACAAUAUUUUAGACAGUGUGCAUAGCACUUGCACUGGUUCACUGUUUGAAGUGUUGUUCGUGUGUCAACGUACAAUGAAAAUUUUUCGCUAUAUAUGUAUAAUCGAUUGUGUAUUACUUGUCAGUCCAUUCGCUCAGAUGCCACUGCUCACUCCAUCACCAGGGUUGACACUUAGGUCAACAGUUGGCUACCAGGAUUUUCUUUCUUCCGUGAUUCUGAAUAUCUGUACUUGUGUUUCCACAAGUCGUAGACAUUCGAGCAUAGCAUGGUAACAUAUUCAAGAGAUCGAUGUGCGUGCACCACAUCUGUUCAUGUACUGAUCAGAACUGCGUGCGUGCAAGUGAACGGACUUCCCACAGCUAGAUGGAGCAUGUGACUUAGCUUGGCCUUGUGAAGAUGGAUAUAAGUUGCUGUACAUGCAAGUACAUUACGAACUACUUUGACAAAGCCGAACUUAACUCUCGUGGUCAUUGCAUGAGGUAUGAUCGCUUGUAAUUUUUGUCAGUAGUAUUCCUUUAUAACCACCACUAUAUAACAUUUGUUUAUGACGCACGGCAGUGAGUGGCUCAGGUAUGGUUGAAUAUGAAUAUGGUUAGGAAUUCCCACGCAACUCGAUACGUUAUUGGGCAAACGCAUAUAACGUUGAAGAUUAUGAAUUUCCUCCCACUGCAAUACUAUAUUGGGCAAACGCAUUGUUUUGGAGAUUUUGACUUUCCACGGGAUUAUGGCGUGUCGUUUACUUCAGAUGGAACAUAAUUUGUUCUAGAUUAAGAGCCGUCAGACAGUGUGAUGCUUCAUUUAUAUCAUGUUGGGGUUUCUGAGUUACCACUUGUGAUACACUCAUUGGCACAGGUUUUGUACAAGGUUCAGAACUCAUGAGCGACGCUAUACAGAAAACGGCCCACUUUUCUUGAAGACUUUAUAUUGAUACAUCAAAUAUAACACAGGUUGUUCAUGGUUUUGAGCACUGUCGCACGGCGGGAUGCGUUGACACUUCGCACUUUGUUGAAGAUCAUUAUUUUCACCCUCUUCUGAUGAGAUGUUAAAUACGCCUACAUGACGACAGCCUUUUCUGUAAACAUAAUUUAACAUGUGUAUAUCACUAGACCUGUUCAUUGGCGUUUUGAACCAUCUCGGUAUUCUUAUCUUAUAUAGAUGUGCUUGAAGAGAAGAUGUUUUUGGCAGGGAUAUCGAUAUGCAGCAGGGAUAACUAAUUUUACCAAUGCUUUGCCAAGUGUCCUAUUAUCCUGACACGGGUAUUGAGAUACUGGGCACCUUCCAACAGCUUUUCAUUAGUGGGGCCUAGCCCUAUAUACAUGUAUUACUUCGGGUAGCAGGAAUUGUCAUUGUAACACGAACACCUGUAUUAAUUCGUGGACAACUGGUUUGUUUCAGUGUGAAGAACCAUUUCCCUCCUUAUCAGAAUUAUUUACUUAUCUUCCCCUCCGUCCCAAUUUGUGAUAUAAAACUUUCCGUCCUUACAGAGAUUUACUUUAUGUGUUUAAUUUGUUCUGAGAUGUGUAUUUAUAUGUUUAUAAUAUAAUUUAGAUGUAUUUCUAUUCUCAGUUUGAUCGAUAAAUGUACACAAAUUGUGAUAAACAACAAAUACUUUUAAAAAAAUUUUUCAUCAUUUUCCCCAGUACACGUUUAAUUAAACAUUUUAUAUCUUCCCUGAAUGAUACAGCUAAUAGGUGUAGUAUAGACUGCAUAAACUAGCAUAGUCAUUCUGCAUGGCAUAUUUUAUCCAACAGUUGUGUCGAGCGUUGAAUUAUUUAUGUGCUUUGUCCAGAAUUGUCUUUGACGUGUUAUGAAUGACAGACGAUAGCCUGUAAUAUCAUAAAGCAACAAACUCCAUGAAUCAAAAACGUUAUAAUAUCUACAUAUUUACAGAUCACUGCAUGCAGAGUCCCGUAUAUUUCGUUAACAGCAUAAAUCUUUAUCACUGGGAAUUUAGGCAUCAACAUUUAGGCCUAUAUGUACAAACUUUUCAAGAAAGUGUUUGGUGUUUAUAGCGCUAGGGAAACUUUACGGAAAGAUUACUUCCUGUAUACGGUGUAAUGGUGUGAAAUUCUAGCCUGUGUGAAAAUGCUUCUGUACAUUUCCAUCAGCAAAAGACAUCAGUCAGUUGCUUCACAUUUAUCAAGUAUUUUAGGCCUAAAGAUGUCAAUGUUUUCUUUGGUAGCAGCAUACAAAAUGCACUCUAUCCUAUACCGACAUUGUUUAAAAACGUCUGGAUCUGUAUAAUGAAUCAGCUUGUAAAAAUCCUUAGCGUUUCUACACUUAUUAAAGCACAAUCCCUAAUCUUAACACAGAUUUGACCUUUACCAUGACUCGAUAAACCAUGGUCUUAAUGUACAUAUAGAGCAAUCUGGAUUUUGCAUUUAAUAUAUGUAAAGGCAUACGACACAAUAUUCUCAUGUAUCGUGUAUGUUUUAAUACAGAAGUUUUGUUUUAUAUAUUGAUUUAUUACAACUACUUAAGGCUUGUUUGAUGGUCAAGACAUCGACAUAUCUCUAUUUUCUUACUGUGAUAAAGAGGGAGCAGAACAGAUUCAGUCGCAGAUUGUUAUUUGGUGCUAGGCCGGCUGAAUACGACGAGAAAAGAUUAUCUAUUACAUGUAUGGAGGUUUA